This is a messenger RNA of Vigna umbellata (rice bean), 1600 nucleotides long. The record is from RefSeq and is a predicted model, not a curated record. NCBI's taxonomy places the organism in Eukaryota, Viridiplantae, Streptophyta, Magnoliopsida, Fabales, Fabaceae.
GUCAAGGUGCAACUUUUAUAUUGAAGAGUGUAACAAUCCAAAUACUACGAUUCAAUUGUGACCUAGCUUACUUAGUCUCUGUUGCAGGACAAUUGAUGUACCCUGUAAAAAAUCUUUCCCUCAACAAUUGUUUUGUUAGGAAGCUAACUGUUUAAUUGUGGCUUGGUCCACUUUGUCUUCAUCCCAGGACAAUUGAUGCAACCUAUAAUAAUCUCCCCCUUAAUAAUUUCCCCACUUGAAAUUUAAUUCGUGACCUUAGCUUUUAUACUAAUUGUUGGAUCAAAUGCUUAUCACUAAGCAAAAAACUGUAGUUAAAGUAAGAAGGUAUGUCUUUCUACAAAAGAGGGUAACUUAGUCCACUUGAUCUCUGUCAUGGGAUAAUUGAGUCAACCUGCAAUAGUGCCAUUGUUGUCCCCAAUAUAUCCUCUUUACAUUUUCAGUGCUGUUUGGUGUCAUCUUCUCUCUGUUGUCAUAUCCAGUUGCAUUCUGGCCUUAUCUUUAUUGUCCUUGGUCUUGAUCUCACGUACAAUAUUGUUUUUUGAUAACCAUGUUAUUGGAACUAGAUAUUUACCAAUUUUUUUGAUAACUAAUCUCUAACACAAUCUAAUCUCAUUGAUUCUUGUCCUAAAUGCAACCUGACCAGUGUUUGCCGUAGACAUGGCUUCAGCCGUGUUCUCUGGUCCUAGACACUAUUGCCCAUCCAGUCUUCAGUCCCAAAAACCCACCUAUUCUCAUUGUUUUGGUGGAUCUGAUAUCAUCCUAGAGAGCUGGUUGGAAUGUUACAUGACAAAGGCAGAAAUUCAUCACCUCAUGAAUCGUUACUAUAUCAAUGUGAUAGGAGCAUUCAUCAUUAGUACCAUUCCUAUCGAGUCCAAUAUGCAGCACAACAAAUUCAUCGUUGUAUGAAUCACUGGUGAAAAGAAGUCACUGGAAUGAUUGUCAUCAGAUAGUCUUGGUCUAAACCAACAGCAUGUUUGGCGGAGCUGAGGAGGCAAUGUUAAAGACUGAGCUUCGCAACAUGGAAAGAUCUAAGAAAAGGGAAGGUGUAGAUAUGACAUAUUUGAAGAAUGUUAUAUUAAAGCUGCUUGAGACUGGUGAAGUUGAGGUAUUGCUUCCGGUUAUUGGAAUGCUGCUUCAGUUUAGUCCAGAAGAGAUGCAGAAGUGUCAACAGGCAUAUCACACCUCAACGGAAGUUCCACCUACUCCUGCAAGUGAUACUUCAGGAUCUGGCCUAUCACUUUUCUCAAGAUUCACAUUUUCUUAAGGUGUAAAUGGAGUGCUGGAGAAUUGUUUUUGCUGCCGUUAGAAUGUCUGCGUCUGCCAUCCAGUUCAAGGAAAAUGUUUAUUUACUCAUUCUUACUGACCAAGCAGUUUUUGUAUCUGUAAAUUAAAGAAGAGGGGGGAACAUGGUUACAGCAGCAACUGUUCCAUUCAGGCGUUUGGAGGCUGACAAGCUGUAAAGAAUCAUUAAGGGUAGUAUACAACGGAUAUCACAACAGGGAGGGAGAACUCUUGUAUGUUCUGCCUAUUAUUUGGCUCAAGGGGCAACCAUGUAGUUCUUUUUUUACCGUUGAAUGUUAUAAAAAGUAUCAUUAGAUAA